AUGGAUUGCUGUUUCUCUUUGACAGGGUUUCUUCACUUAUCAGUCUAUGGCAAAGGCAACACCUUCCUUGAGGGUCAUCUGGACAUUUCACAGUCUUCACUUAGCGAGCAGUGGAGAAGUCUGUCGUUCUGUCCUUCUCAUUCAGAAGAUGAAUCGAUGGAAAAACACCUCACGCUUUCAGGAACACCCGGAGUGGGUUUCACGGUGGAAGCAUCUCAAGACAAUGGAAUAGGCCUCGAUGAUCCUAAAGAGUUCGAAAUAAAUGAACGGAAUACUGUAAAUGUCUUUCAGUUUAUCCCUCCUAAAGACAUCUCAAAGACGCAGCUUGAUAUAACGGUUACUUCCGACUCGGAUGUGCCCUCUUACUUGAAAGUUUCACGAAACUGUCAGGACGUUAAGGACAACAUAAGACUUGUGGAUUAUAGAGGCGAGUCUAUCCGUCUUACUUUUGCGAAGAAAGGACGUAUCACUUUAUCCAAGGCAUCUAUUCCUUCUCUGGCCGACUCAACAAGCUGGUACAUUGGUAUUGCCUUAAAUAACGCUGCAGGUUCCAUGCCAUUAAAUGCAAGUAAAACUGGAACCUUGACUUUGACAAAAUCAUUUAAUUACUCGUACGCGGCACCUGUGAUAUUCAUAUUUUUGUUCCCCUUUUGCUUGGGUUCAGUUCUCGCUUGGUGGGCGUUGAAGUGCUUCAAAGAGCCCCACGUUACUCCACUGAAUGUUGAUACCACUGAACCAGACCGUAAGGACGUCUGGAAAGCCAUGAAGGAAGUUUUCCGUAACCACUGGUUUGCAGGAGAGCCCAAAACGUACUCGUACAUAACUUGCAUUGUCGGAUGCGUCUUGAUGGUGGGAGCGUUUCAGUUUGUGUUUGCUAAUUGGUGGUUAAUGAUUGAAGAAGGCGAUAGAGACAACUGUUAUUAUAACGACUUUUGCUACAGGGUAUGGCUUUGGGAUCUUCCAUUUAAUUUAAUGAGUAGCAAUGUUGCCUAUAUAAUGAAUGCCUUUGUUUUAGCAGUGUCUGUUUUGUAUAUGGAAGCAGAAUUACUGGUUCGCUGUAAAAGCAUAGCUCAUAUCCACCAAGCAGAGUCAACAGAUAAGAAUUUACCAGACCACGUGUUGAUAUGUCCUAACAUUGCCCCUCACCUUGCUUCCAUGAAGGUCCCAGAGCAUCACGUUGAAGAAUGUCAUCACGCAGAGGCAUUCAAGAGCGGAUUUUCUUUUACCAUAGGGUACGCUUUUGCCUGGGCGUUGCUUUUCGAGGGAUCUUUCUCAAUGCUCUAUCAUCUCUGCCCAAGUAAGAUGACAUUUCAGUUCGAUACGGCAUUUAUGUUCGUUAUCUCAGGUUUAAUUGUCGUUGUAAUGUAUAAUGGCAUUAAGAUAAAAAACUGCCUGGCAGAUGGAAAGGCGAGAGGUCACGUGGGAGCAACAAACUUCUUCCUUGCUUUUGUAGUUCCACUCUAUUUUUUAAACUAUCUCGGUUCACUAGCUCACUCCAGGGAAGGGUUAAUCCCAACGUGGGUUUGGGGUAUACUCCUUUUUUUAUGGUGUCUCAUUAUUUUCAUUUGGGUUAGCUAUAAAUUGUACUUUAACGAUUGUUACCCUCGGAAUUGGUCUAGACAGUGUAUCGAAGAAUCCAAAUGUAAAUUUGCUUUCCUUCUCCUUAGUCUGAUCUCAGGUGCCGUUGCGUUACCAGUGGCUGCGAAUUUUUUGGGCCUUCCACUAGCGCUUCUGAUCACUUGCAUUUUAGAGAGCACACUCGCUAUUUCUGCAAAAGCGUUCUUGAAAUUAACUCCAAUUGAGGAAGUCAUGGAACGCUUGAAAUCGUCUGUUUGUGCUGUGAUUUACGCAUUGAUAGCCUCGUGUGUUGCAAUUGCCGCCUUCGUAUUUUUCUUGGCGUUUCCGACAACAGAUAAAGCAGAUUCUCCCGAGCAAUCUCGUAAUAGGAACCAAGAAUGUCUUUGGGGGUUUGAUUUCUUCGACUACCACGAUCUUUGGCAUAUCUUGUCUUCAUUUGCCCUGCACAUGGGAACACAUAUCGUGAUGUAUGUUAGCAAUUUUGCCGCUCCAACAGCCUAA
Messenger RNA from Porites evermanni, 2079 nucleotides. Lineage: Eukaryota; Metazoa; Cnidaria; Anthozoa; Scleractinia; Poritidae. The record is from the annotation of a GenBank genome assembly.